Paramecium pentaurelia is the source of this 1588-nucleotide messenger RNA. NCBI's taxonomy places the organism in Eukaryota, Ciliophora, Oligohymenophorea, Peniculida, Parameciidae. The record is from the annotation of a GenBank genome assembly.
AUGAAAAAUAAAGCUAACUCUUAAAUCCCAUUUCCAAUAGCCUAUAAUAAAAUGAACCAUUUCCAAUUGCCAUUACUUGGAAAGAAGAAAAGAAAAGCUCAUACUAAAAAUCCUUUUAAAACAAAAAUAUACUAUAUACCUGAUGACACUGUUAUGAGAGUAAAAUGUUUAGACGGUUUCUUAAUGAUAAAUGUAACUAAUAAUGACAAUCCACAUGAAAUUAUUAGAGCUAAUUUAUCAAGUUUAGUAUUUGUAUAACAUAUUUAGGACUACGUAUAUAAAGUAGUAAACCUGAAGAUUUUUAAUAUUUUCUAAAUUUGUAAGAUUUAGAUGUUUCUGAGAAUUAAUUACAAUUAGAAGAUUUAACAUCAUUUCCAGCUUUGAAAAUUUUAAAGAUUUGUGCAAACAACAUUAAAAAUAUUGAAAUUACUCAUAAGAAUACAUUUGAAUAAUUAUAACAUCUUGAUUUAUCAUUUAAUUAUUUAACAAAAGAAGCUAUAAGUUCAUUAAAACAUAUUACAGAAUUAAAGGAAUUAUAUUUAGUUAGAAAUGAAUUACUUGAAUUGCCAACAGAUAUGGCAGAAUUUACAAAAUUAGAAUUAUUAGAUAUAAGUGAUAAUGCAUUUUAAUCUAAUUAAACAGCAUCAGUUUUAUGGGAAGUGUUAGGAUAGAUACCUGAACUUAAAACAUUAAAUAUAAGUAAGAAUUUUUUAAGAGGUAUUCAUACUGAAAGAUUGGUUGUUGGAUAUUUUAAUAAAUUAGAAACUUUAGAUUUUUCUUAUAAUAUUGCUGAAAAUUAACAUAAUCUAAUAUGUGCCCGUAAUUUUACUAAUCUUAAAAAAAUUAUUAUUACAGGAAAUCCAUUUGGAAUUACAAGAGAUCAUUAAGGUUUGGAAAUGGAAAUCCAUGCUAGAACAGGUGGUAUUUUAAUUAAUGAAGAAAUUGAAAAGUCUUAUCUUAAAAAACCUAAGGUUAAGAAACCUCCUUGUAAAUUUGAAUAAUUAAAAAGAGUUGAAAAUGAUAUUCUUAAAUUACCAGCUAUUGAAUAAUCUAAAGAUGGAUUCUUAUUAUAAAAUGAAGAAGAAUAAUCAUAAAUAGAUGAGAAUUAAGAAGAUAAUAUGUUUGUAACUGAAAAUUAAUAAAUUAAAUAAUAAUAAUAAAAAAUAUAGUAAUAAUAUUAAUUAUUAAAUAAUAAUUAAAAACCAUAAUCAUAUGAAGAAUUUAAAAAAUUAGCUUAAGAAAUAUUAGGUGAUAGUAAAGAAUAUGAUUAAAAUUAAAAUACUUCUGGAAGACCAGUAUUAGAUUUAACUAAAGCAUAUCAAUAAUUAAAAAGUGUUAUAAAUAAACCAGAAGUUGUAGAUUAUGAAGAUUAUAAAGAACCUAAUUAUAUGAAACCUACAGCAAGUAUUCCAAGAUAUAAAUAUUAAUGUAAAUAUAUAUAUAUAUUAUAUUUAUAAUAGAAGUUGAUGAUCCAGAAGAUGAAAGCAUUUAAAAAAGAACUGACAAUAAUAUUAAUUCUGAAGAAAAUGAAGACUUUAAUCUUGAAUUAUUAUAGUAAGGGUAAAACUAACCACAUAUUUAAUAAUGA